AUGAAUUCCACAACUACACCACCACUACUCUGGUCCAAUGGUUCUAACUUUCUGCGAUUCCUGUUGAUCUAUCAAACCACCCUGGUUACCUACCUGGCUCUACCCGUCUCCCUCAUUGGCAUAGCAUCCAGUGUGACUAUGUCGGUUGCCGAUGCUGUCUUUCUUCUUGCCUCGCUGCUCUAUCUGCAGAUCAUGAGGCUCUGCGGUGCCUGUUGUCGCCGAAUUGCCUACCUCCUGCCACCUUCGAAUUUCUCGGAGCAUUCAAAACUCAGAGAUGUUUCAUCGAAUGGCGGUAGUUGUUGCAGCGUCUUGUCCGUCGGGCACGAGGAAGUGCCUGAGACACCACUCCAACAGAUUCAAGGUAGCAAGAGUUCUGCUAGUCGUGACAGUAGUAUUUACCACCCUAAUGCUACCUCUAGUCCCCGUGAACGUCUUCGCUUUUGA
Echinococcus granulosus is the source of this 444-nucleotide messenger RNA. RefSeq lists its product as hypothetical. The coding region runs from base 1 to 444 and encodes 147 amino acids. NCBI's taxonomy places the organism in Eukaryota, Metazoa, Platyhelminthes, Cestoda, Cyclophyllidea, Taeniidae. The transcript has 4 exons. The record is from RefSeq and is a predicted model, not a curated record.